CCCCCUCGUCCUCUAUACUCCUCUUCCCCCCGCCCCUGCAAUUCAUUCGCACCCAAAAAAAUCGAGCCGAUCGAAAAAACCCUAACCGCUGCGAUCGAAUCGAAUCAUCCAGGGGCCGCAGCAGAGCCCGACGAGGCCAUGUCUCCGGCAACCGCCGCCAUCCCCUCCCAAGAUCGCUUCCCCUGGUGAUACGUACGACUCGUGCCGCUCAUUUCUUUGCCUUGGGAUAUAGUAUAUGAGGGCCGCUGCGACCGAUCCGCCGGCGAGGUCGAUGCUGAAGCGGCUGUUCGAUCGCCAGCUCCUGCGGAUCUCGCCAGCGGAUCGUCUACCGUCGGCGGAUGCCGGGGAGAAGGAUGACGCGGAGCCGAGCUCCGUGUGCCUGGACGGCAUGGUGCGCAGCUUCAUGGAGGACGGCGUCGGCGGCGGCGACAAGGCCGGGCACGGCGGCCGGUACUGCAACUGCUUCCACGGAGGCGAUAAUUCGGAUGACGAGGAGGACGACGAAGCGGCGGCGGCCUCGGACGUCGCCGAGACGAUCAAGGGCCUCGUCCACUGCGCUACGCUUCGGGAGCGCAACCUCCUCGCCGACGUGUGCGCGCACCUGGAGCGGCACCGCGCGGCGGGGGCGCGCCGGCGCGACCUGCUCCGCCUGGUGGCCUCGUCGCUCCGCGCCGCGGGGCACGACGCCGCCGUCUGCGUCUCCCGCUGGGACAAGUCCCCGUCGCACCCGGCGGGUGAGCACGCGUACAUCGACGUGCUCCUCCCGGCGGCGUCCGACCGCGGCGCGUGCGAGCGCGUCCUGGUGGACGCGGACUUCCGGUCGGCGUUCGAGGUGGCGCGCCCCACCAAGGCGUACCGCGCCCUGCUGCAGCGCCUGCCGCCCGUGUUCGUGGGCAAGGACGACAGGCUCCGCCUCCUCGUCGCCGCGGCCGCCGCCGCCGCCCGCGCCAGCCUCAGGAAGCGCGGACUCCACCUCCCGCCCUGGCGUAAGCCCGAGUACAUGCGCGCCAAGUGGCUCUCCCCCUACGAACGCGAGGCUCCGCCGGCCGACGCCGCCGCGGGCGAGGAGAAGGACGACGGGGAGGGACCCGGAACCGGAACCGGAACCGCCGCGUGACGACAGGGCUCUCUUGCCAUUUUUGUCUUGGAGGAGGGUCUAGCUGCAAAAGCUAGAAAUCUCGUCAAAAUUUAACUUUUAAUUUUGGUGGGGUGGUACGUAAUUUGGACUGCCAUGUGAUGAGUGAGGUUAUUAGUGCAGCGCGAAAUGAAGGCGAGAGGUAUGUAGUGUAGUGCUAGUUUUUUUUAGGAAGAGAAGUAGUAAAAGAAAAUAUCGGAUUAGCGUCCACUUUUGGUAAUGAUGUUUGUUUGUGUAGUGAUAAAACUUGCGAAGAUGUGAUUUGAUUAUUAUUAUUAUUAUUAUUAUAUAUACUAAAAACCCAGUGAAAAUUGCCAGUUUUAA
Messenger RNA from Sorghum bicolor (sorghum), 1459 nucleotides. RefSeq lists its product as uncharacterized. The transcript is spliced from 2 exons. The coding region runs from base 236 to 1117 and encodes 293 amino acids. NCBI's taxonomy places the organism in Eukaryota, Viridiplantae, Streptophyta, Magnoliopsida, Poales, Poaceae. The record is from RefSeq and is a predicted model, not a curated record.